CCCUGGAUCAGCGACAGCGGCUAUGCAGCGUUGAACUCACCUUUUUUGCCUAUCCACUUACCUUGAUUACUUUGUAUAUGCCUCAUAUUGAAGCUACUUGUCAUCGAUUUCACACGCUAUUGCACGCGAUCUGUCUUGCUUGCUAUGGCGAGAGCAACCCGUUCGAGUGCUCGUUUGGCCUCGACUGCCACGAAACCGGCAGAGACCUUUAGUGCUGGUAAUGGCACACCAAGACAUGGCCGAUCUACGAAGCAGACUUCGUCGGACAAGGAGAACACGCCUCAACCAGAAAAGAGGAAACGGACAACAAGCAAGGCUGCAAACUCAACACCGGCCAAGAAGGUCAAGACGGAGGAUGCAGACCAUACGGCAUCCCCGGACUUCGCCAACGUUCCACCCCUGACACCACUCAAGAAAGAGAAGAUCAAAUCCGAAAGCCCAGACACGAAAGCAAAGGUCCAAAAGUCCCCGGCAGAUUUGAAGUCCAAGAAGCUCAAGGCCUACUCUCAGUACGCUGACAAGUCACCCUUCCCCGAUUUCCCUCACCCAACACCGGAAGAGUGCAAACUAGCCCAUGGCAUUCUGGCCAAAUUGCACGGGAAAAGGGAACGGCCCGCCGAGGUCAAGGCAUCCUCAACCCGCGCUGGCUGCGGAGACUCGCCGUCAGUCCUCGACGCGCUGGUCAGAACCAUCCUGAGCCAAAACACGAGCGACACAAACUCCACCCGCGCCAAGAGGAGCAUGGACGACGUCUACGGCGGCAGCGAUGAGUGGGAGAAAAUUGUCGAGGGUGGUAUUCCCAAGCUACAAGAGGCCAUCAAGUGCGGAGGGCUGAGCCAAGUCAAGAGCAAGGUCAUUGUCGGCAUUCUCAACCAGGUCAAGGAGAAGUACGGCUCGUAUUCUCUCGAUCAUCUCUUCAAUGUUAGCAAUGAAGAUGCAAUGCAGGAGCUCAUUAGUUUCCAGGGCGUCGGGCCCAAGACUGCCAGCUGUGUCCUUCUGUUUUGUCUGCAGAGGGAGUCGUUCGCAGUGGACACUCACGUAUGGAGAAUCACCGGUCUGAUGGGGUGGCGGCCAAAGAGCGCGUCGCGGGACGAAACCCACGCUCAUCUUGACGUCAGAAUUCCAGAUGAGGACAAGUAUGGGCUUCACAUCCUUCUUGUGAAGCAUGGCAAAGUGUGCAGUGAGUGCAAAGCUGGUGGUAAGAGUGUUGGGAAGUGUGAGUUGAGAAAGGCUUUCCGCCAUGAAAAGGUCAAAAUUGAAGAGGGGAAGUUUUGCGAUAUUAACGCCUAGAUUAAGAGCUGACCACAUUUCAUUCUACACAUAAUACACGUUUUUGUGAGCUGAA
This is a messenger RNA of Colletotrichum godetiae, 1345 nucleotides long. Its product is annotated as base excision DNA repair protein. The transcript has a single exon. Gene Ontology annotation, molecular function: catalytic activity. The record is from RefSeq and is a predicted model, not a curated record. Gene Ontology annotation, biological process: base-excision repair. NCBI's taxonomy places the organism in Eukaryota, Fungi, Ascomycota, Sordariomycetes, Glomerellales, Glomerellaceae. Bases 145 to 1290 code for a protein of 381 amino acids.